AUGUGGAUUUCCGCACAAGAAAUUUCUCAACAUUGUACGCGUGAUGAUUGCUGGGUUGUGAUCAAUGACCAUGUGUGGGAUCUAACUACAUUUGCCCCCGAACAUCCAGGGGGCUUUUCCUCUAUCUACUGCUUCGCGGGUCACGACGCGACCGAAGCCUACAAUGAAGUCCAUAGUACUGAUGUCAUCACGAAGGCCCUUGAUCCAAACAAGCUCAUCGGCAAAAUAGAUCGAUCGUCCAUAGAUUCGAACUGGACCAGCAGGUAUAUCCAGCAAGCCGAAAAGCAAGCGGAAGCGAAACCUCCCCUUGGUACCAUUCUAAAUGCCCACGACUUUGAACGUGUAGCACAAGACACAUUAUCCAAGAAAGCGUGGGCGUUUUACUCAUCCGCCGCAACGGAUUUGGUCUCUGUCAAUGCGAACAGAUUGUUUUAUAAUCGCAUUUGGUUUCGACCUCGGCUCUUACGAGAUGUGAAGUCGGUGAGCACAAAAUGCAUCAUCCAAGGGGUUGAGAGCGCGUUACCCGUGGUUGUUGCCCCAGUGGCCCUGGCGCGACUCGCGAAUCCGAUUGGGGAGAAGGGAAUCGCAAUGGCGGCCGCGGGGAAAGGCAUUAUUCAUUGUGUACCUAUCACGGCGUCAUUCUCCGUCGACGAAAUUGUAUCAGGUAUUCCCUCACCCACGACGACCUUCUUCUUCCAGUUAUAUGUCAACAAAGAUCAUGCACAAUCCGAGUCACUUCUGCGCCAAGUGUGGGAACUCGGAAUCCGCACUUUGUUUGUGACAGUCGACGCGCCCGUCCCUGGUAAACGGGAGGCGGAUGAGCGCAUAAGAAGCGAGGAGGUUAUAUCGAUGCCAAUGACGGGGACCAAGUCACAUGAAGAUGGUACUGGGAGCGGCCUGACACGAACUACCGGUUCCUUCAUUGAUAGUACAUUUUGCUGGAGAGAUCUGGUGUGGCUGAAGCAGCAUUGGCCUGGCAAGAUGGUGCUUAAAGGUAUUCAGUCCGUGGAAGACGCACAGAUGGCAGUGCAAGCGGGAAUGGAUGGAAUUGUUCUCAGCAAUCAUGGUGGAAGAAAUCUCGAUACAUCUCCGCCCGCACUGUUAUCCCUACUCGAGCUACAGCGCCAUUUGCCUUCGAUUUUCGGUCGAACAGAAGUUUACGUUGAUGGCGGAAUUCGGCGAGGGACAGAUAUUCUGAAAGCGAUUUGCUUGGGAGCAAAAGCAGUUCUGAUUGGACGACCGUUUUUGUACGCCCUCAACUACGGACAAGAGGGCGUAAAGCACCUAAUUGAUAUUUUGGAAUUGGAACUGCAGACCGCGAUGAGAUUGGUAGGAAUCACCGACCUCUCACAGGCACACCCUGGCCUCGUCAACACGCAGGACCUUGAUAACCUGAUUGACGCCAUGCAAAGAUUUGAGUAA
This is a messenger RNA of Penicillium expansum, 1422 nucleotides long. RefSeq names its product FMN-dependent alpha-hydroxy acid dehydrogenase. The coding region runs from base 1 to 1422 and encodes 473 amino acids. Gene Ontology annotation, molecular function: oxidoreductase activity. Lineage: Eukaryota; Fungi; Ascomycota; Eurotiomycetes; Eurotiales; Aspergillaceae. The record is from RefSeq and is a predicted model, not a curated record. The transcript is spliced from 6 exons.